ACUGUGCCACCAGGGAAGCCCAGCCUCCAGGCUUUUAGCCUUCGUGCACUGGGACAGGUGCACUCACCCCAGAGGGGUCCACAGCUUGCCACAGGUCACAUGGUCCUCUUGGCAGGCCACUGCCACUUCCCUGCCAGGUGGGCUCCUCUCCACUCUUUCCUGGGUUCCAGCCCAGUCCUCCCAGGGCCUGCUUGGUCCCCUUGAGCUGGACACACAACUGCCUGCCAGGCCCUGCACACACCCAGAGUCCAGCCAUCUGCCCCCUCCCGGGAAGCUCAGGGGCCACACCAGGUCCUCUCAGGAUCCCAUAACCUCAGCUCUCUCUCUGUCAUGGUGGCACAGGAUCACAGCACCUGCCUUUGCAAAUGCUCUCCCCUGGCUUCCCCUCCUUAUCUUUCCUGUGUGCCAUUCUGCCUGUCCUGCCACCAGCUCUGAGGACCAGACCAGUUGUUGAAACUGACUUCUGCCCCCAGGCCCUCCCAGACUUCCCUGCCUCCUCAAGAAGCGCUUGUCCUCUGGUCGGUUCCCCUUUAGGGUGGGAACUGCUCGUUUGUCCCCUGGGCACAGUGCAGUCAGUGGCUCUCUCUCCAGCCUCAUGAGCGCUGGGGACCUCCGGGGGUGACUCGGGGCUGGGGCGCCAUCGGACUAGUUGAGGGUUCAGUGCAGCACUGCUGUCCCUGCUGCCACUGAGGCCAGACCCAGGAGGGACCAAGGUUGGUGGGAGUGGCCUGGGGGCCGCCUCCCAGUAAGAGCAGGCAGGGUCAGAAACGGGGAGGUGGGCCGGGGUGGGGGAGAAGGGGGCGUCUCAUCACCACCAAGCUCUCGACCAUCUGUUCCUCCAGCGCGCCCCUGUGCCCAAGAGGCGCUGACCCCAUGGGGCUUCUCCCUCUGGGAUGGGGAGGCCCCUGCGUCCCAGCGUCCGCCCUCGCGCCUCGCCCCGCCCAGCCGCAGAUAUAAGGCGCCGGUGCUGCUGUUUCGCGCCCCGCCGCCCGCCGCCACCCGCGUCCCCAUGGCCGGGCUCGCGAUGCUGGUGGCUGCCGCCCUGGCGCUGUGCCUGCUGCUGGCGCCCCCCGGCCUCGCCUGGUACAAGCAGGCGGCGGGGCCGGGCUACUACUCCGUGGGCCGCGCCGCGGGGCUGUUGUCCGGCUUCCGCAGGUCGCCGUACGCGCGGCGCUCCGAGCCCCCCGUGGGCACGGGACCCCCGGGACGGGCCGGCGCCUUCCCGGAGCUGCGCCCCAGCCUGCGGAGCCUCGCCGUGUGCGUCGAGGACGUCACCCCGAACCUGCAGAGCUGCGAGCGGCUCCCCGACGGCCGCGCCAUCUUCCAGUGCAAGGCCGACGUCUUCCUGUCACUCCGCGCCGCGGACUGUCGCAGCACGUGAACCCCAACCCUGGAACGUGGACCUGGCCUGGCUCCCGCGGGCACACCCUGGGGCCCGCCCUUGCCCUGGCGCCAGAUGGCACCCAGUACCGCCCACCCAUCCCCAUAGUAAAUGGCUUAAUGAAUAAAUGAGACUCGCAGCCUCUGGGGUGGGGGGGUGGGCCCAGCAGACGGAGUGGGCAAGUACCUGUGAAUCUCCAAACCCGGACUCUGGCCACCUAGGAGCACAGACAGCAACUAGGGCCCUCAGGCCAACAGGCUUCACCGAAACACCAACACAGGGGCUCCCAAACCCCACUGCUGGCAAAACGCUGCUGGGCCUCCAGCUGUAUCAGCCCCAGACAUCUUCUGGAGCCCCACAUCUGGCUCUGCAAGGCUGCUCUCCAUGUCCCCCACCUCCAGCCCCUGCCCGACAUCUUCCUGCCUUUGUCCACGCAGCUCCUGGAUCAGGGAGGUGGUGCCUGGGUCGCCCACUAGCCAUGAAGCCUAUUAGGCCAGCUCAAAUGUCCUGCCUUAUAAAAGCUUCCCCUGAACACUCCACACCGGAAGGCCCUCCUGCCUCAAAUCCUAGGUUUCUUGAGACCAAAGAUCUCCCUUACCAGAGAGGCAGCUCUGGGGUCACUCUUCUAGGAGCCCCCCAAAAUUCCUCAAAGUACACAGCACAGGACAAUACUUGUGCCAAGUGAAUUAAUGAAUAGGCUGGGCCCAGCAGGAGUGGGAAGGCAGCCAGAUGUGCAGCUCCAGGACCAGGAGGGGCUGCACCAGGGGGUUGACAAAGCUGGGCGCCACCCCAGCUGAGUCCUGAAUCUGACGUCAGGCAGAUGGCUCCUCCCAGGCCUGGGAGCUCUUUGUUCAGCCCUCCCUAGACCCACAGGGAAGCAGAUAUCCCCAAAGCAAUGGGUGCUGCCCCACCUUGAGGAGGGAGGGGCUGUGUAGGGCCAAAGCUCCUGAGCACAACUGCCUUGUGCC
Molecule: messenger RNA, 2349 nt
Organism: Balaenoptera musculus (blue whale)
Lineage: Eukaryota; Metazoa; Chordata; Mammalia; Artiodactyla; Balaenopteridae
Gene: NPB
Product: neuropeptide B
Exons: 2
Coding region: 1010-1381 (123 amino acids)
Biological process (GO): feeding behavior; G protein-coupled receptor signaling pathway
Molecular function (GO): G protein-coupled receptor binding
Source: RefSeq, a predicted model, not a curated record